AUGAAGCGGGGUGUGAUCAUGUCGGGCAUCGAGAACGAGAAGCUGGCGGACCACCUCAGCUUGAAUGUUUCGCGCUUGGUCACGUACGACGACCUGAAGACGGAGCUGAAGACGAUCUGCUCAUCGCGGCGACGUUGGGCAGCAGUGGGCUCUGGAGGCGACGGCGUAGUCCCGAUGCAGGUCGGCGCAACCGGUAAAGGCAAGGGCAAAGACGGCAAGGGCAAAGGCAAGGACGGCAAAGGGAAGAAAGGCGACUCCAAGGGGAAGAAGGGCGACCCCAAAGGCAAGGACCGAGAGACCCGCAGUUGCCACUAUUGCGGCAAGGCUGGCCACCUCGCAGCCGACUGCCGCAGGAAGAAGGCGGGCGAGAAGAAGGGCAGGAAGUUCGCAUUGCUGACGGACGCGACCCAGGUGCAGCCUUCCGCCUCGACGGCAUCGACGGCGCUGAAGGGGGGCAGCACUGGCUCGCAUAGCAGUUUGGCCCCCACGAUCGACGUGUCUCACGCGGCAGCAGUCCCAGCCCAGACGCAGUUGCAACAGCAGCGGAGUCCACCUUCGACGAGCGCUACCGUUCACAUCGCGAACAUCCAGGUGGCAGGCGACGCUGACAUCCCGACGCCCGAGGAGUACUAUUGGCAGGUCGGCAUGAUGUACGCCACGACGCAGUGCGAUGCGCUGCCAGUGACGGUCGGCGACUCGGUGCAGUUCGACUGGGCGCUCUGUGAUACAAGCUCAGGGCUCACCACCUGCCCGCAGGAGUUCGCGAACAUGACCGAGAUGCUUCCGCCCCAGAAGCCGCCGCUUUGCGAGUCGGCGACUUGCGACGAGGUUAUGUCCAUGGGCACGAGGGCCGCGGCAGCCGAGAGCGACGGAGCACCUCUCCAGAUCGAAUUCCAGGUCACGAACGUGAAGCGCGCCAUCGUGGGUGCCGACGCCUUCACGGAGGGGGGCCAUGUCCCGAUCCCCGGCAAGGACCCCUACAUCCUGCUCGCGGACGGCCGCGAGAUCAAGCUGUACAGGAGCGAGAGGACGUUCUGGCUCAGGAUCAGGAGGCCCGUCGAGAACGUCGCCGAGCCGAUGCCCGUCAACCCCGCGCGGCCGAACACUGAGCUGCCGGCGAUGGCCAGGAUCAACCAGACCAGAAAGGAUAUCAUCGUGAGGGUGUUCGACGACAGCGAGAAGACGGAGGGCCCUCACACGCGUUUAGCGGGCCCUGGCCGCCUGAUCCCGCUGGUCUGCAUCGACUACUUGUUCCUCGGAGACAUCGAAGGCGACCCCCUCGCGGUACUGAACAUCCUGGAGUACCAGUCGGGCGCGAUCGGGCGAGAUCCCAAGAGCAAGGGGGCGAUCGAGAACGCCGACAUAAUGGUCGAAGGCAUGUUCCGCACACUGAGGGCAUCGAUCGAGUCGAGGUACUCGGUGAAGGAGGAUGGCCUCGCGCCCUACCAGCACCUGAAGGGCCGCGCGCACGGAGGAGCGAUCUGCGAGUUCGGCGAGACGGUGAUGUAUAAGAUCCAGAACGCGGCCCACCACAAGGCGGAGAUACGCUGGGGCAAGGCAGUCUGGGUCGGGAAGGACCGCGCGGACGAGCACCUCCUGGCGACCGCUGCUGGUCGGAAGACGGCGAGGACGAUCGACGGGCGAGUUGAGGACCAGCGAUGGUCCAAGAGCCUAUUCAACAAGGUCGAGUGCACGCCGUGGGACACUCGCGCAGGACCCGAGGCAGCACCGCCUCCCCCGCGCCGCCGCUACAUCACGAGGGCCAUCAUCGAUCGGUUUGGACCGACACCUGUUUGCGACGACUGCUACGGGCUUGGCCACCCACGCACCGAGUCCUGCAGAGAUCGGACCGAGAGCCUGCCGAAGGCCAAGGAGGAUAAGGACAAGCAGGAGGAGGGGGAGAUCUGCCUGCUCAGCUUGCACCCGCCGACGAGCAACCUGCACCAGCAGCAUCGGCUCCAGCGCCACCUGCUCCCCUACAUGGCCCAGGGGCAGGAGGAACCUCCAGCGCAGGAGCAGCAGGACGGGAUGGAGCUCGGGAUGGUCGAGAUGGGCUGGAACGGGACCGUGGUGACGGAGAAGCCGAGGAGGAAGCAGAAGGUGAUCGCGGGCCCGUUCGUCAACGUAGCGACCGCGGUGCUGGCACUGACAUGCGACGCCAUUCCUUACGACAGCGAAACGGACACCAACAAGCACAGCCUCUACGACAGGGGGUCGACCUACCAGAACGUGCUCGGGGCUAGGGAGAAAGAUCACAUGCAGAUGGAGGAGUUCCAGGUCUGCGACCGCGUGCCUAAGAACUUCGCGAAGGGCAAGCGCGUCCGCGGGAAGGGUGUCGACGAUGAGCGCUACGACGACGACGGCAGGGUGUCGGUCAGGUCGCGCUUCGUGGCCAUGCAGUUCGCCUGGGGCGCGCGGGGCGACACUUUCGCAGGCGCGCCACCGCUGGCCGCGUUCUGGCUGGUGGUCUCCUUCGCAUCAAGUCUCUUCUCCACGGGGGUCGGCUACGACGGCGUGCUCGCUCUCUACGACGUGUCGGCGGCGUUCUUCCACGCGUAUAUCGACGAGGACAUCUACGCGGUGCCGCCCAGGGGAGAGGAGCCCGAAGGCAGUUUCCUCAAGCGCACAGUGGCGUGGUGCCCCGAAGAUUUCGGCAUCAUGCACGAUCGCAAGCAUGUGGAGAUCCUGGUCAGCACCAUGCUCAGCAGGAAGAUCGGCGAGAGCAACACCACCAAGCGCACGAUCACCCCGUCUUCCAAGACAAUCGGAAAGGACUGCAGAGAGUCAUCCGACGAGCUCAGCACGGAGUACGCGACCACCUGCCGCAGCAUGGCGCCUACCGCUUUCAAAGUCGCACACGACCGCUUCGACAUCCAGCAGGCCGUCGGCUACCCCAUGAGGGGCAUGGUUCUCGUGGUGGAGGUCGACAGCGACUGGGCAUCAGAGCCUGGUCGGAGCUCCGUGGACGGUGGCUUCCUGUUCAUCGGUUCACACCUGAUCGACGGCUGGAGCGGCCAGCAGUACAACCACGCCCUGAGCAGCGCCGAGGCGGAGUUCACGGGCAUCGUGAACGGAUCGGCGAGGGGCACCUGGCUCCGCAACGUGAUGUUGGAGAUGGGCUUCGAGGUGACGCUGCAGGUCAACACGGGCAGCUCUGGGGCCAAGGGCAUCGCAUCGCGCCUCGGAUGCGGCAAGGUGCGCCACCUGGAGACGAAGUACCUCUGGGUGCAGGAGAAGGCCAAGGAUCGGACCAUCACGAUGGCGAAGAUCCACGCUGAUGUCAACGGGGCCGACAUGCAGACAAAGCCGAUGACGGGGCCGAGACUCCUGAAGCUGCUGGCGUUCCUUCCACUUCGGACACCGUCCUCAGGGCGCACGCAGGCGUUCGGAGUCACGCUGGCGGCCACCAUUCUCGGUGGAGUUCAGGGCUCGGCA
Messenger RNA from Prorocentrum cordatum, 3435 nucleotides. Lineage: Eukaryota; Dinophyceae; Prorocentrales; Prorocentraceae. The record is from the annotation of a GenBank genome assembly.